AUGCUUCUCCCAGCGACAUUAUUCCUAGCCAUCGCGUCUGGCACUACUUUCGUCAGGGCAGGUCCUCUAUCAAGACCAGCCAAAUUCGACUGGUCAUCAACCAAAGCCUUAAUCGCCUUCGGUGACUCCUACACUUAUGUCCAAGGAACCCACGGACACCAAAAUUUUAGUUUCAUUGGAGACCAAUUCAAUCUCGCCUAUGAUGCCGAAACACUGCUUUCCAACAAGAUAGUCCAAAACCAAACCGCAACCGCAGAAGGCGGCCCUAACUGGGUCGAAUAUCUCACAAACUGCGGCGUUCAUAAAGGCCUCACCUCACCACAACACUGCAAAAAGCAACUCUGGGACUUUGCAUUCGCAGGCGCCGAUAUAUCAACUGAGUACACACCCCUUCAUCACAAUUUUACAGUCUCCUUAGUCGACCAAAUAAACCAAUUCAAACAAUACGGCCACCCAGCCCUCCGACACAACCUACCAGGCUUCAAGCAAGACAAGACCCUAAUCGCCCUCUGGAUCGGCAUCAACGACAUAAACGACAGCGCAAAAUACGCCGUCGACUUCCCAUCUUUCUACAAAAACCUCACAGAUACACUCUUUGCAUCCGUCGAGAUCCUCUAUAGUCUGGGAUAUAGAAGUUAUCUCUUCAUGAACCUGCCACCCCUAGACCGCACGCCAGGGAACCAAGCAAAGAGCAACCCAAGUCCGAGUGCCACGCAGGUUGGGUGGUACAAUGCCGCGCUAGCGGAUCAUGCGGCUGCAUUUGCGGAAAAGCAUAAGGAGGCGCAGGUUAUGCUUUUUGAUGCCCACGCAAGGUUGGCGGGUAUGCUUGAUGAGCCCCGUAAGUAUGGCAUCGUGAAUACCACGAAUUUCUGUGCCGGGUAUGAUCAGCCGGAUAUUGCGGUUGAGUAUGGGAAGUAUGGGUGUCCGACGUCGUUGGAGCGGUAUUUCUGGUUUAAUUCGGGCCAUAUGACUAGCCAUGUGCAUGAGGUUUUGGCAGGGGAGGUGGAAAGGUGGUUACAGGGAUAG
Molecule: messenger RNA, 1026 nt
Organism: Penicillium concentricum
Lineage: Eukaryota; Fungi; Ascomycota; Eurotiomycetes; Eurotiales; Aspergillaceae
Product: SGNH/GDSL hydrolase family protein
Exons: 4
Coding region: 1-1026 (341 amino acids)
Molecular function (GO): hydrolase activity, acting on ester bonds
Source: RefSeq, a predicted model, not a curated record